GGGGCGGUGCGCCAGCCAGCCGAGGUGAUCCCCGAGUUUAAAAAGCGCAGAAGUCCUCCGUGCGCCGGAGCAGUGCGUCACGGCGACCCAGCAGAGCCAGGAUCCCCCCCAACGCAGAGUCAGACAUAGCGACGAAAAUAGCUUUUAGUAAGAGAACGCGUCCGCAUCAGACAUGAUCUUAUUUGACUUUUAAUCAUUUGACGCAUCUCUUUUGGAUUUUUCCAUUUUGGAUGCGACUUUUUUUUUUUUUCAUCACUCUUUUUGAAGUAGUAACAGACCCCUUUUUCUGCUUUUGUCAUUUGUAAUUCUUGUUGUCUGUUCGCGGUGAUACAGCGAGAGAGGAUCCCGAGCAACAGCUGUGGACUAUAUCUAAACUCCGCUACAUGGAUUAGGGAUCGCUCCCGGCUGUUUGAUCUCAGACGUUUCUCUCUGCGCAAACACGAAGAUGAAAUCUGCUGAGGAGGAGGCAUAUGGCUACACACCAAACGUCAGUCUCUCCCUCCCACUGGGCAACCCAUGUCUUCCCUCCCAGUACCAAAGCCUCCAAUCCAGCCCCACCAUAUCCGUCUCUGAGCCUCACGGUUACGAUGCCCAGGACGACAUGAGAGCGGCCGGCUACUAUUCAUCCUCCCGCCCGAACGGGGCCCCGACCCUGGAGAGCCCUCGCAUCGAGAUCACCGCCUAUGGUCAGUUUCCCGAGGACGAGGUGGAGGAGAGCAACCUCCCCGUUGCCAAGCGACUCAACUCCAUAGUGACGCUGACCCUCCCCAGCGCCGACAGCUACCGCGACCCCAGCUGCCUGAGCCCGGCCAGCAGCAUCUCGUCUCGCAGCUGCCACUCCGACGCCUCCUCAUACGAAUCGAGCUUCUCUUACAACUACGACAACUCGCCCCAGAACUCCCCCUGGCAGUCACCCUCCGUGUCGCCCAAGGGCUCCACGCUCGCCCUGCCGGGCGACGGCUGCACCUCCGGCAGCUCCCCCCGCCACUCCCCAUCCAGCUCCCCGCGCACGAGCGUGACAGACGACACCUGGAUAGGCCAGCGCGGCUCCAGGCCCAACUCUCCGUGCGGCGCAAAAAGGAAGUACAGCUUCAACGGCAGCGGGGCAUCGCACAAGCACUACCCGUGCUCGCCCAACAUCUCCCCCGGACUGUCCCCGCAGACCUCCCCACGCCUCAGUAUCACAGAGGAGACCUGGCUGCCGAACACCAACCAGUACACCAACUCGGCCAUCCUGGCGGCCAUCAACGCCCUGACCACAGACGGGGUGGUUGACCUCGGGGAGGGAAUCCCCGUCAAAGCCCGUAAAACCAGCCUGGAGCACAGCCCCACGGUCAGCCUGAAGGUUGAGCCGGGAGGCGAGGAGCUGAUUUCAGGGGAGCUCUGUCAGGACAAGCACCCCUCCAACCGCCUGCCGUUAAAGAAGGAGGGCUACUGUGGCGGGUUCCUGGAUGUGCCACAGCACCCAUACUCCUGGUCCAAGCCAAAGCAGUAUAUCAGCCCAUCCCUGCCCGCUCUCGACUGGCAGCUGCCAUCCAGCUCGGGACCGUACAGCCUGCAGAUCGACGUGCAGCCCAAGUCCCACCACCGAGCCCACUACGAGACGGAGGGCAGCAGGGGAGCGGUGAAGGCCAUGGGGGGAGGACACCCAGUCGUACAGCUCCACGGCUACAUGGAGAGCGAGCCUCUGACCCUGCAGCUGUUCAUCGGCACGGCUGACGACAGGCUGCUGAGGCCCCACGCCUUCUACCAGGUCCACCGCAUCACCGGGAAGACUGUGUCCACUCCGAGCCACGAAGCCCUGCACAACAACAACACCAAGAUCCUGGAGAUCCCACUGCUGCCAGAGAACAACAUGCGGGCCAUAGUCGACUGCGCGGGGAUCUUGAAGCUGCGCAACUCAGACAUCGAGCUGAGGAAGGGGGAGACGGACAUCGGGCGCAAGAACACGCGCGUGAGGAUGGUUUUCAGAGUUCACAUCAACCAGGCCACGGGGAGAACGGUGUCCUUGCAGGUUUCAUCCAACCCCAUUGAGUGCUCCCAGAGAUCGGCCCAGGAGCUGCCGCUGGUGGACAAGCGGAGCUUGGAGACGUGUCCUGCCACGGGGGGGGAGAGGAUGCUCAUCGACGGACACAACUUCCAGCACGACUCCAAGGUGGUGUUCGUGGAGAAGGCUCAAGACGGUCACCACCUCUGGGAGACUGAGGCCAAGGUUGACCAAGACGCCUCAAAGCCUGUAAGUGAUACAUGUGGCGCCGUUAUCGUGACGAAUCCGGUCUCAUUUCAGGAUUAAAGCGUUGACAACGCCGCAGCUGCUCUCAAAUAUUUAACUGAAUUAAGUGGCAAAACAUAUUCGGUCUUCACAUGAAAAACCAAACUGAUCGUAGGGAAGCCCUGAGACGGAAGUGAAAAGACAUUCUGGUGCUCUAUUUCCUAAGUCUGAUCUCUACUGUUUUCUCUCCUGUCUUGAGAACAGGAUAAUUUUUCUAAGUGUUGUUAUACUCAUUUUGGCCACAAGAGGCUGAAUUGUG
Anarrhichthys ocellatus (wolf-eel) is the source of this 2531-nucleotide messenger RNA. It is a transcript of the gene nfatc1, whose product is annotated as nuclear factor of activated T cells 1. NCBI's taxonomy places the organism in Eukaryota, Metazoa, Chordata, Actinopteri, Perciformes, Anarhichadidae. Gene Ontology annotation, cellular component: transcription regulator complex. Gene Ontology annotation, molecular function: RNA polymerase II cis-regulatory region sequence-specific DNA binding; transcription factor binding; DNA-binding transcription factor activity, RNA polymerase II-specific. The record is from RefSeq and is a predicted model, not a curated record. Gene Ontology annotation, biological process: cytokine production; calcineurin-NFAT signaling cascade; regulation of transcription by RNA polymerase II.